This is a messenger RNA of Canis lupus familiaris (dog), 2767 nucleotides long. It is a transcript of the gene GPC2, whose product is annotated as glypican 2. The coding region runs from base 322 to 2121 and encodes 599 amino acids. Gene Ontology annotation, cellular component: extracellular region; plasma membrane; synapse. Gene Ontology annotation, biological process: regulation of protein localization to membrane; smoothened signaling pathway; cell migration. The record is from RefSeq and is a predicted model, not a curated record. The transcript is spliced from 10 exons. Lineage: Eukaryota; Metazoa; Chordata; Mammalia; Carnivora; Canidae.
CUUAGUUCCGCGGAGUACCGCCCCCCUGCCGAGCUUCCCCACUACAUUGGCUUAAUUUCUCCCUCGGCCCCGCCCCUGAGGCCCGCUUUUUACCAUCAUUGGCGGGGCCUUGCCUCGGACCCCGCCCCCUGUCCGGCUCCCCGCUCCCAUUGUCUCCGCAGAUGCCGCUUGGUCCAGCUAUCGUGCUCGGGAUUCAGUUUUCCGAGGUCGCGCUCUUUCUCUGGCCGGCGGAGCGGUGCGUCGGCAGAGAACCGGAUUCCCGAGUUCGGGCUGUUCUCUCCUUCUUGGGACACACUUUGCUGAACCAGGUCGGCAGCAGCUAUGUCCGCUCUGCGAUCUCUUCUGCUUCUGCUGCUGUCUCUGUGUCCCGGUCCUGGUCCUGGACUUGGGAGCGAGGCAAAGGUCACCCGGAGUUGCAUUGAGACCCGGCAGGUGCUGGGGGCCCGGGGAUAUAGCUUAAGCCUACUCCCUCCCGCCCUGAUUUCAGGUGAACACCUCCGGAUCUGCCCCCAGGAGUACACCUGCUGUUCCAGUGAGAUAGAGCAGAGGCUGACUUGGGACACUGAGGCCACCUUCCGAGGCCUGGUGGAAGAGAACGGCUCAUUCCUGGUUCACACACUGGCCUCCCGGCACAGAAAAUUUGAUGAGAUUUUUCGGGAGAUGCUCUUGUCAUCUGAGCACUCUCUGGCCCUGCUCUUCCAUCGCUCCUUCGGCCACCUGUAUUCUCAGCACGCCCCCGUAUUCAGUGGCCUGUUCUCUCGGCUGCGGGACUACUAUGAGAGGUCCGGUGAGGGGUUAGAUGACGCUUUGGUGGAUUUCUGGGCACAGCUCCUGGAGAGAUUGUUCCCCCUGCUGCAUCCACAGUACAUCUUCUCCCCUGACUACCUGUUUUGCCUCACUCGCCUCGCCUCCUCUGCUGAUGACUCUCUGAAGCCUUUUGGGGACAUACCCCGCCGCCUCUACCUGCAGAUAACCCGGGCCCUGGUGGCCGCCCGGGCCUUUAUCCAGGGCCUGGAGACCGGAAGAGAUGUGGUCAGCGAAGCACUUAAGGUGCCAAUGUCUGAAGGUUGCAAGCGGGCUGUGAUGCGUCUGACUGGCUGUCCCCUUUGUCGGGGCGUCCCCUCACUGCCACCCUGCCGGGGCUUCUGCUUCAAUGUGGCCAAUGGCUGUCUCCGAAACCAGGGACUGGACCCUGACUGGGAGGCCUAUUUAGAUGCUCUCCUGUUACUGGCUGAGAAGCUCCAGGGUUCUUUUUCUUUUGAGCUGGCAGCCCGAUCCAUUGGGCUGAAGAUCUCGGAAGCUUUGAUGUAUCUGCAGGACAAUAGUGUGGCAGUGUCAGCCCAGGUGUUUCAACAAUGUGGGAACCCCGAACGGAUACUGGCCCGGACCCGCCGAGCCCCACCCCCGCAGGAAGAGGUGGGCCGCUUCUGGACCCCGCCGGCUGCUGCGGGGGCAGCGGCGGCGGCUGCACCGGCGGGGGCGGGGGCGGGGGCGGGGGCGGGGGCGGAGGAGGAGAGGCCCACCACCACAGCGAGCACCAGCAUGAACCGCCUGGUGUGGGAGCUCCGCGAGCGGCUAGGCCGGGCGAGGGGCUUCUGGGCCGGGCUGCCCACGACGGUGUGCGGGGACCCCCGCAUGGCGGCGGACAUCUCUCAGGAGGCGGCACCCUGCUGGACCGGAGCUGGGCGGGGCCGGUACUUGUCGCCCGUGGUCGGGAUCUCCCCGACCGAGCAGCUCGACAACCCAGAGAUGGAGAAGGAAGACUCGGGCUCCGACCUCCAGACGCGGAGGCGGCGGCUGCAGCUCCGGGCGGCCACGACCAGGAUGAAGGUGGCCGCGCUGGGACGCGACCUGGAACUGGAAGACUGGGAUGAGGACGCCAGCGGUUCUGGAGAGGGACAGCACUAUGCAGAUGACUGGAUGGCUGGGGCAGCAGCUGUGGCACCCCCAGCCCGGCUGCCUCGCCCUCCUCGAAGGGAUGUUAGUGGGGGCAGAGGAGGAGGUGUCCUUGUCCGCCACAACCAGGGCAGGAGCAGGACUGGGGGGACAUCUGUUGGUUUUCACACCCAACCCAUUCUCAUUCUCUUCCUCUCAGCCCUGGCCCUGCUUGGACCAAGAUAACAGGGGAGGGGUGCCCUAGCAUCAGAAGGGUUCAUGGUCCAUCCCGUCCACCCCCUGCCGCUUGGCUGGAUCUGGGGAGGAAUCAAAGGGGGAUGCAGACAGAUAGAGAAAGGGACUUUUUGGGUGAAUGGCUGGGGCCCCAAAUCCAGAUUAUCAUUGGUGGGUUGGGGGUAGGUGGGUGGGUGGGUGGUGUUCAUGAUAUUUAUUUUUUCAUUUACGAUCUGGGGAGGAGGGGCUGGGGCUAUUUAUUUAGGAAGGAGGUGUACUUUUCAACCUCAACCUCUAUGUUGGGCCAUUUGUCAGCCUCAAAAAGGAAAAAGGGAAGAAUUUUAGAGUUGCAGUUGGGGAUGGGAUUUGAAGGAAGUUGGAAGUGGGGAGGGAUGGGGCACCUGAUCUCAAAGGGAUAAAGCUGGGUGCUGAUGGGGUGCAGGGCAGGGGACUGGGGUGUAUAUGAAUAGGAUGUCAGGAUCUGUGGGCUGUUUCUGUGUUUUCUCAGUAUCAAUUUCUUAAACUAAAAUGCCAAAAAGAAAAAAAAAAAGACUCAUCUCAUGAUCUCUGUCAUCCACAUCCUUCACAAACUUCCACAUUUCAUAUUUCAGUGUUGGAUUCAGUAUCUGUUCUACAAAUAAACAGCUAAUUUAUUGGA